Thlaspi arvense is the source of this 3189-nucleotide messenger RNA. Lineage: Eukaryota; Viridiplantae; Streptophyta; Magnoliopsida; Brassicales; Brassicaceae. The record is from the annotation of a GenBank genome assembly.
ACUCACCCAUAAACAAAAGUUUUUUGUUUCUCUCUCUCUCUCUUCCUCUUCCCACUACAAAUUGUUAUAUACAAGUUUCACAAAUCUUGACUCUUCACGUUGUGGAUCUAUCUAGAGAGAGAGAGAGAUAGAGAGAGAUAACGAGUGAGGAAGAAAGUGGUUAAACUGUAGCAGAGUCUCAAGUUUGGAUCCUGUAGUUCCCAUUGUGAAGCAUGCUUCACCGGUUUUUCCGAAGGAAGUUACACAUUCAUUGCUUGUAGAUAGAGAUCGAGAGAGAAAAAAAGGCUUUGGAACUUUUAGAGAGAGAAAUAUUUCUUCUCAGAAGGGUUUGUGAGAAUUCACAGCAAAAACAAGAAAUAUCUAUACGUCUUUCUUUGCUUCCAGAGAUCGGCCUGAUCAAAAUUAAUUCUACGGUAGAAAUUGAGAGAUCGAAGGAGGAUCAAAGAUGGGAGGAGGGAGCAAUAAUAGUCACAAUAUUGACAACGGGAAGUACGUGAGGUACACUCCUGAACAAGUGGAAGCUCUAGAGAGACUCUACAAUGACUGUCCUAAACCGAGCUCUAUGCGCCGCCAACAGCUAAUCCGCGAAUGUCCUAUCCUCUCCAACAUAGAGCCUAAACAGAUUAAAGUCUGGUUCCAGAACCGCAGAUGUAGAGAGAAACAGCGGAAAGAGGCGUCGCGGCUUCAAGCUGUGAAUCGGAAGCUAACCGCUAUGAACAAGCUUUUGAUGGAAGAGAAUGACCGCUUGCAAAAGCAAGUGUCUCACUUGGUUUAUGAGAACAGCUAUUUUCGCCAACAUCCUCAAAACGGGAACCUGGCGACAACGGAUACGAGCUGUGAGUCAGUGGUGACAAGUGGUCAGCACCACUUGACCCCUCAACAUCAGCCUCGUGAUGCAAGUCCUGCUGGACUAUUGUCCAUUGCGGAUGAAACUUUAACAGAGUUCAUUUCAAAGGCCACUGGAACCGCCGUCGAGUGGGUCCAAAUGCCUGGGAUGAAGCCUGGUCCGGAUUCCAUUGGAAUCGUUGCUAUUUCUCACGGAUGCACGGGAAUCGCAGCCCGUGCUUGCGGUCUCGUGGGUCUUGAUCCCACAAGAGUCGCUGAGAUCCUGAAGGAUCGGCCUUGUUGGUUGCGUGAUUGCAGAUCUCUCGAUAUCGUUAACGUCCUCUCCACUGCAAAUGGUGGAACCCUCGAACUAAUCUACAUGCAGCUUUAUGCGCCGACAACAUUGGCACCAGCUCGUGACUUCUGGAUGCUACGUUACACAUCUGUAAUGGAAGACGGAAGCCUUGUGAUAUGUGAACGGUCGUUGAACAACACACAAAACGGGCCAAGUAUGCCUCCAUCUCCUCAUUUCGUUAGAGCAGAGAUUUUACCAAGUGGCUACCUCAUUAGACCAUGUGAAGGAGGUGGAUCCAUUCUUCACAUUGUCGAUCAUUUCGAUCUUGAGCCAUGGAGUGUGCCCGAAGUUCUUCGUUCUCUUUAUGAGUCUUCAACGUUACUCGCCCAAAGAACCACCAUGGCCGCUCUACGCUAUUUGAGACAAAUAUCUCAAGAGAUUUCACAACCUAGCGUAACCGGUUGGGGACGAAGACCAGCGGCUCUUAGAGCACUCAGCCAAAGACUCAGCAAAGGAUUCAACGAGGCAGUGAAUGGGUUCAGCGAUGAAGGCUGGUCGAUGCUAGAGAGCGAUGGUAUCGAUGAUGUUACUCUUCUUGUGAACUCCUCUCCCACAAAGAUGAUGAUGAGUUCAAGUCUUCCGUUUGCUAAUGGAUUCACUUCUAUGCCUAGCGCGGUUCUAUGUGCCAAAGCUUCCAUGUUAUUACAAAAUGUUCCACCCUCGAUUCUUCUGCGGUUCUUGAGGGAACAUAGGCAAGAAUGGGCUGACAAUAGCAUUGAUGCGUAUUCGGCUGCAGCCAUCAAAGCAGGGCCUUGUAGUGUACCAAUUCCUCGCCCAGGGAGCUUCGGCGGUCAAGUCAUUCUCCCUCUAGCUCACACUAUAGAGAAUGAAGAGUUUAUGGAAGUGAUUAAGCUUGAGAGCUUGGGACAUUACCAAGAAGACAUGAUGAUGCCUGCUGAUAUAUUCCUCCUACAAAUGUGCAGUGGAGUGGAUGAAAACGCAGUUGAAUCAUGCGCAGAGCUUAUCUUUGCACCAAUCGACGCAUCUUUCUCUGAUGAUGCCCCGAUCAUUCCUUCCGGCUUCCGCAUCAUUCCUCUAGAGUCCAAAUCAGAGGGAUUGAGUCCUAACCGAACGCUAGACCUAGCGUCGGCUCUAGAUGUCGGGAGCAGAACAGCCGGAGAUUCAUGUGGAAGCAGAGGAAACUCAAAGUCGGUGAUGACAAUAGCGUUUCAGCUAGCUUUUGAGAUGCAUAUGCAAGAGAACGUAGCCUCAAUGGCUAGACAGUACGUGAGAAGUGUGAUCGCUUCGGUACAACGGGUCGCGCUUGCUCUCUCUCCUUCUUCUCAUCAGCUAAGUGGCGGUCUGCGUCCUCCACCCAUUUCACCCGAAGCUCACACGCUCGCUCGUUGGAUUUCUCACUCGUAUAGAUGUUACCUUGGCGUUGAACUACUUAAACCUAAUGGAACCGAUCUUCUCAAGUCUCUUUGGCACCAUCCUGACGCCGUCAUGUGUUGUUCACUCAAGGCCUUACCGCCCGUAUUCACAUUUUCCAACCAGGCUGGUUUAGACAUGCUGGAGACGACGUUGGUGGCACUUCAAGACAUCACUCUCGAUAAGAUCUUCGACAACAACAACGGGAAGAAGACGUUAUGCUCCGACUUCCCUCAGAUCAUGCAACAGGGGUUCAUGUGUAUUGAUGGAGGAGUAUGCAUGUCGAGCAUGGGAAGAGCAGUAACGUACGAAAAAGCUGUUGCAUGGAAAGUGUUAAACGACGACGAAGAUCCUCACUGUAUCUGCUUCAUGUUCCUCAACUGGUCUUUUAUCUGAUUUUUUUUUCCUUCAAGUUUUUCAUUAAUUAUCAAAAGACAGAGAUCUUUUUCUUCAGAGAUAUAUAUUUAUAUAUAUAUACUCUUAACUCUUAGUUAAUUUGUAUUUAGUUAUAUAUAUAGUCCGGAAAAUGACUAUCAUUUCUAAUUUCGAAAGGUUUUAUUUUAUUUCUUAUCUUUCCAACACUCCUGUUUGUGUUAGCUCAUUCGGUUAUCAAAUGUUACGUCUCAUUUUUGGUAUCG